This is a messenger RNA of Drosophila sulfurigaster albostrigata, 2505 nucleotides long. Its product is annotated as protein SPT2 homolog. The record is from RefSeq and is a predicted model, not a curated record. Gene Ontology annotation, biological process: regulation of DNA-templated transcription; nucleosome assembly. The coding region runs from base 148 to 1968 and encodes 606 amino acids. The transcript is spliced from 4 exons. Gene Ontology annotation, molecular function: DNA binding; histone binding. Gene Ontology annotation, cellular component: nucleolus. Lineage: Eukaryota; Metazoa; Arthropoda; Insecta; Diptera; Drosophilidae.
CUAGAGUUUUCAGCUAACGAGUACGUACGUCUCAGAGACAAAGAGAAUAAAACGCAUCGCAGCGAUUUAAAUAUUUAUCAACAUCAUAUUAAAUCAACAACUACAGUAAUUGCAGUGUGUGUGUUAACUAACUAACGAGGACCCAGCAUGGAUUUCGGUGCCUUGUUGCAUUACGCCAAGAAGAAAAAUGAUGCAGUCACCAAAAUUGAGCAGAAUAAAUACUACAGCACCAAGUAUGCGCCGCCCAAGAAGGAGAGCAAGGAGAGCAAACAGCUGUCGAGCAACAUACAGAAGUUCCUCAAGAAACGCGAGGCGGAGGAAAGCGAACGCAAGAAGCAGGAGCGCGACAAGCUGAACAAUUUGCUGGCGAUGCGCGACGAGAAGUCCAAGAAUAAGAUACGCAAAAUGCUCAAAGUGACCAAGUCGGCGAACAAAUCGGUGCUUGAAGACUGUGAUACCGCGGCUGGCGAUGGCGAGCAGCACGAUGGCGAUGAUUAUGGCUAUGUGUCGAACGAGGCGAACGCCUUUUAUCAGAAGUACAUCGAGAAGGUGAAGGAUGUGCAGGAGGACAAAGGAUUUGCGCCCAGUAGGCCGCAAUCGUUGCGGGAUCUCUCCGGCACCAAGGAGCGCGUCAAGGCUGCCAUCACCCGGGAGCGUGAGGAAGCCAAAACACACACGAGGCAGCGGCUAAGCACAGGAGCGAGUUCGAAAAGCGAACCGAGUGUGGCGCGUAGUUAUAGCACCUCGUCGAAGACGCUGUACAAUCCCGAGGCGGAGCGUCGCGCCCAGGAGGAGGAGCAACGCAAGCAGGAGGAAAAGGAGCGCGAAAAGCGAAAGAUGAAGCGACCAGCACAACCGCCGCCCAUGGAUUUCCAGGCACUGCUGCGUCUGGCCGAGAAGAAGCAACACGAACCCGUGGCAAUGGCGGCGCCCGAAAAGAAAAAGGAGCCGGAGCGUUUGUUGUCGGCACGUGAGAAGCGCGAACAGGAGGAGCGACAGCGCUACAAGGAGCAGCGAGCGCAGCGUGAUCGCAUGCGAGAGCAGGGAACGUCAACAGCUGCUGGCAAGGAGCAGCGAAGCAAUGGCAAUGCCACAGCUCAGGCGCCAGCUCGAAUGGAGCCCAACGGUCGCAUACCCAAGCUGAACAAAUCGCCAGCCGUGGCCAGCGGCAAGGCGACGGAAUCAGGGAGAUCUGCGUCAAGCAGUGGCAGCGAUGCCAAAGCGAAGCCCACAAGUGACAAGCGGCCAACGUCAAGUGCCCCCAGCAGCAGCAGUAGCAGCAACAGUUCCAGCCUCAAAACAGCCACAAAAUCCUCAAGCAGCAAUGGCACCGCCAGCGGGAGUAGCAGCGCUUCAAAGCGUCCUCAAGGCAGCGCCAGCAACACAAAACCAUCGUCAGCAACGACGUCUUCGUCGUCGGCGGCGGCGGCUUCAUCAUCCAAACCCGCUGCGAAAACGGAAUCUCGCAAUCCAUACGCGGCCGCUGUCAAAGCGGGAGCGACUCGCGAAUUUCCACCACGAGAACCGAUCGCCAAGACGCGCGCCUUCCCGCCCAGCGAUGUGCAGCGUUCGGCUCCGCGUCGACCGCCUCCGCCUGGCGAUGCACGUGGCGGUGGCGGUCGAGUUGGUUCAUCGGCGCAGGCGUCGUCGCGAAGGCAGCCAGAGAUGAGCAACAAAAGACGCAUUUAUGAUGAUGAGGAUGACUCGGAGUACGAUUCGGAGCUGGAUGACUUCAUCGACGAUGGCGACUGCGAGGAGGAUAUUUCAUCGCACAUUCGUGAUAUCUUUGGCUAUGAUAAGCGCAGAUAUCGCGACAUCGACGACGAUGAUGAUCAAAUGGAAUCGAGUUUCGCGCAAGUGCAACGCGAGGAGCUCAUCAGCAAGAAACUAGGUUUACAAGAGGACUUGGAAGAUAUGCGCAUGGAAGCGCUGCAUAAAAAGAAUAAAAUGGCCAAAAAGCGCAAGUAGUAAUUGGAUAAAAACUACAACUGCAACAGCUCGUAGAACUUUCCACAUAAUGCAUAAUUUGCUCAACUGUUAGUUUUCACCUCAACACACAUGCAAAAGAAGAUGCCUUUGAUUUUGGACUCGACUCGAUAUCGCUUGAUAAACCACACACUGAAUUUAGAAAGUUUCAAACAAAAUUCUCUCGUUCAUUUCAUUCGCAAUUUGUUAAAUGAUUUCGUUUAGUUUUUUUUUUCAAUUAAUGCAAAUUAUAUUCAUAUAUAGCUUAUUAUAAAUAUAUAUCUGCGCAUAUAUAUUCAAAUCAACUAAAUUCAAGCCAUUCGAAUUGAUUGCAAGUUUACAACAAUCGUUAGAAUGCCUCUAAAUAUAAUAUAUAUAUAUUUAUAUAUUCCUCCCCCGUAGAAAUUGUUCCCCUAUACAGAACUGUAACAGGUGAAAGAAGCUACCAGAAAAGCCAGCACAGUCAAACAAAAAAACAAAAAUAAUACUACAUUAAUUUAGUACUAUUUAUAUGUUAAGCAUUAAAUUCAAAUUUGAACA